This is a messenger RNA of Zychaea mexicana, 981 nucleotides long. RefSeq names its product thioredoxin reductase. The coding region runs from base 1 to 981 and encodes 326 amino acids. Gene Ontology annotation, biological process: removal of superoxide radicals. The record is from RefSeq and is a predicted model, not a curated record. Gene Ontology annotation, cellular component: cytoplasm. Lineage: Eukaryota; Fungi; Mucoromycota; Mucoromycetes; Mucorales; Lichtheimiaceae. Gene Ontology annotation, molecular function: thioredoxin-disulfide reductase (NADPH) activity. The transcript is spliced from 3 exons.
AUGGCUCCUCAACAUCAUAAAGUUGUUAUCGUCGGCUCGGGUCCUGCCGGCCACACCGCUGCCAUCUACCUUGCACGCGCACAAAUGAGCCCUAUCAUGUUCGAGGGCAUGAUGGCCAACGGCUUUGCUCCCGGCGGCCAGUUGACGACGACGACCGACGUUGAAAACUUCCCCGGUUUCCCUGAAGGUGUCAUGGGCGGUGACCUGAUGGACAAGAUGCGUGCCCAGUCGGAACGUUGCGGCACCGUAAUUGAGACCGAAACUAUCACCAAAUUGGAUUGCCAGUCGCGACCCUUCAAGCUGUGGCGCGAAGGUGCCGAAGAUGGCGAGCCCACCGAUACCGCUGAUGCCGUUGUCUUUGCUACCGGCGCUUCUGCUCGUCGUAUGAACUUGCCCGGUGAGGACAAGUACUGGCAGAACGGUAUCUCUGCAUGCGCCGUCUGUGAUGGUGCUGUCCCCAUUUUCCGCAACAAGCCUCUUGUCGUCAUUGGUGGUGGUGACAGUGCUGCUGAAGAAGCCAUCUAUUUGACCAAGUACGGCUCGCACGUCAAUGUCUUUGUCCGCCGUGACGUCCUUCGCGCCUCCAAGGUUAUGGCCAACCGCUUGUUGAAGCACCCCAAGGUCACUGUCCACUUCAACACCGUUGCCACCGAAUGCAAGGGUGACGGCAGCUUGUUGACCUCGCUCAGCACCAAGAACACCAAGACUGGUGAGACUAGUGAGAUUGAAGCCAACGGUCUGUUCUAUGCUAUUGGCCACGAUCCCGCAACGGCUCUUGUCAAGGGCCAGGUGGAUUUGGAUGAUGAGGAUUAUAUCAAGACUGUGCCCGGUUCUUCUGAGACCAGCGUCAAGGGUCUCUUUGCUGCCGGUGAUGUUCAGGACAAGCGAUAUCGCCAGGCUAUCACCAGCGCUGGCUCUGGUUGUAUGGCUGCUCUGGACGCUGAACGGUACUUGACUGAGCUCGAGGAAGAGGAAGCUUAA